Molecule: messenger RNA, 1623 nt
Organism: Purpureocillium takamizusanense
Lineage: Eukaryota; Fungi; Ascomycota; Sordariomycetes; Hypocreales; Ophiocordycipitaceae
Exons: 6
Coding region: 1-1623 (540 amino acids)
Source: RefSeq, a predicted model, not a curated record
AUGCAUCGCUGGCAGGUCGGCCAGCUGGCGGCGGCCCGGCAACCGACAGCUGUGAACAGCCUUGGGAGGAUUGAUGGCUUGCACGCGUCCGCCGCGGUCCCUCACGCCGAGUUCGACUCGGAGGAGCAGAUGCUCCGCAACGCGCGAGAGGCCCUCGGCUGCACUGACCUCGUCACCCUCGCGGACUUGGGCGACAUGAGCCAGUCGGCCCUCGAGAUCCGCCUCACCGACGCGCGGAGCCUCCUUUCCCCCGCGAGCAUCGCCUCGCUCUACGCCGUCUGGCUGCAGGAGCGGACCCUCGCCGCCCUCGCCAAGCCCGACGACGAGACGAUUCGCCAGUGUGUUUGGUUCCUCUUCGACUGCGGCUGCGGCGAGCGCAUGGCCGUCGUCACCUGGUUGAACGUCGCUCUCAACGGCAUCGAGAAGUGGGCCAAGGUCAUGUCCCUCGGACGCGCGAGCGACACGCGUGCCGCCGUCAUGUUGACCAUUCGCGACCUCUACGCUGGCCUCACGGUGCUCCAGGGCCCUGCCAAUGGCCAUGUCCUGGCCCCUCUUCCCGCCGUCCGCCCCGUGACCGCCCCCUUGCACGCCCUUCAGCAGCCACAGCCGCACGGCCAGAUGGCGAAGCCCUCGAAAACUUCUUACGGCAGUCGUGCCUCGGUGUUUUCGCCCCCAGAGGAGAUGCAACUUCGUCAAGACGCAAAUGAGGUUACUUGCGCGCGAUGUCUCACCACAGGCCAUGCCACGGGAAGCUGCCCCAAGGUCCACACUGGACCCGACAAUGCUCUUGCGUCCAAGAAGCCCGAUUAUACCCUCGAGGGCCGCCUCUUCAAGCCCCCUAGCCACUCAUUUGGAGCACACCAAAGUCUGGCGUCUGAACAUGUUACUGUCUCUCAAGAUCAACACCCAGCCAGCAGCACUUCGAGCGGCCGGGCUCUCGCCAACGUAACUGUCACUAAAUCCGGAAAUAUGCUCAAGCUUAGCGGCGUUGUCAAGGGUCCGAAUUCCGAAUCCACUACCCACACCAGCUUCGAGCUGCCCGCGUUGCCUUAUGACAAUGCAUACACCCUGAAGCCGCCCGUCGACAAGAAGACCGAGGCGGAGGCGCUCCAGCAGGCUGAUGAGUUCCUGGCGCAACUCUCGGACGACCUCUCGCUCGAUGACAACAAGCGACCCCUUCCGGGCGAUGCUGACACUAUCGCAUCUCCACGGAGCAAGGGACCGGCGCGGAAGAAGCAGAAGAAUAGAGGAGCGCGCAUUCCUACCCUUGGCCAGCUGGCAGAGCCAGCCAAGCCCAAGCCCAAGGUCAAGGAGCCCGGCGAUGUGAUGGCUGUGCCGAAGGCGACUGCGGCGGCUGUCGAGACCGAACCCAAGGAUGCCAGAAAGCCCGCGGCGGCAUCGCCUCUGCGACCCUCCUCGGUGCAGGACCUGUUCCGCAACCGUGACAACUUCCGGGCCAGCCGCGUGCCACGACGCCUCACGGCAAUCGAAAUGUCGGAGGCGGACGACGUGGAGAGAGCGGCGGCCAAUGCGGCGCGAGAGCAAGCCGCCGAGGAUGAGCACACCGAGGCAGGAGCCGGUGUUCGGGUGACGGAGGCACAGAAGGGAGAAGCAGCCAAUUGA